Alligator mississippiensis (American alligator) is the source of this 4506-nucleotide messenger RNA. It is a transcript of the gene LPAR6, whose product is annotated as lysophosphatidic acid receptor 6. The record is from RefSeq and is a predicted model, not a curated record. Gene Ontology annotation, biological process: positive regulation of Rho protein signal transduction; phospholipase C-activating G protein-coupled receptor signaling pathway. The transcript has 2 exons. Gene Ontology annotation, cellular component: membrane. Lineage: Eukaryota; Metazoa; Chordata; Crocodylia; Alligatoridae. Gene Ontology annotation, molecular function: lysophosphatidic acid receptor activity. The coding region runs from base 812 to 1846 and encodes 344 amino acids.
AAAAAGUAGUUUAUGAGGCAACCUGACUGCAGUGUAUGAGUAUCUCUAUAGGGAGAAAAUGCUGGGCACCAACUAAUUCUUGAAGCCAGUAUAUGAAGACAUAACAAGAAUCAACAGCUGAGGCUGAAGCCAGAGAUACUCAUAUUAGAGACUAAGCAAGAAAUACUAUACAAUCCGCAUCGGAGGUCUAAAUUCAGCAAGAACAAACACGCUUUGGAAUUUAUUUCUGAAUUUUAUACAGCUUGCUUUCCGACCCGUGUGGUUAGAUAUUCAGAGAAGCUGAAAAGCUUGUUUUACAGCAAGAAAGCAGCAAGGGAAAUGGAGAUGCCUACAUCUUACAGAGUCCAGGAAAUCUCUUCCUAAGGAAUACAUGUUCCCAGUUACUUAAACAACUGUGGAAAGUUUAUAUUCGCAGUGCUUCUUUACAUCACAACUUGCAGCUGAACAAAAAACAGCAGGUCCUACAGAGACAUUGUCACAAUUUGGGAAAACAAAUGUACAAUUAAAUAAACUUCAGGAUGACCUCAUCUGCUGACAACAACAUGUGAAUUAUUGCCCAGCGCUGGGUACACAGGUAUUAUAGUAUUUGGAACUGAAGAACGAUCAACUGGCAAUUACCAGAGUGGAAUCUUUUUACUGCAACAUUCAUGUUUCAUCUUGGAAUUUAUAAAGUGAAAUGGAAAAUAUACAGAGCCACUUGGGGCAAAUGCAUCUGCAAACUACCUUGAGAUUUUUAAGUAAAUACAGCAGAAUACAAAAAAGGAUAGCUGCUAAUUAAAGGAAUUCCAAAUCGUAAAUUUGAACUGCUAAUAUGAUGGUAAGCUCCAAUUGUUCUACUGAAGACUCCUUUAAAUAUACUUUGUAUAGAUGUAUGUUUAGUAUGGUGUUUGUUCUUGGUCUAAUAUCCAAUUGUGUUGCUCUCUAUAUAUUUACAAUCUCAUUAAAAGUGCGAAAUGAAACUACAACUUACAUGCUUAAUUUGGCAAUAUCAGAUCUGCUUUUUGUGUUUACAUUACCCUUCAGAAUAUACUACUUUGCAAUAAGAAACUGGCCAUUUGGAGAUUUACUUUGCAAAAUUUCUGUCACACUGUUUCAUACAAACAUGUAUGGAAGCAUUUUCUUUUUGACUUGUAUAAGCGUAGAUCGCUUUUUAGCUAUAGUAUACCCAUUUCGAUCCAAGACUCUUAGAACCAAAAGAAAUGCAAACAUUGUCUGUGUUGCAGUAUGGAUAACUGUGCUAACAGGAAGUGUACCAGCAAGCUUUUUUCAGUCCACCAACUCCCGAAAUGACACCAGAGGAAAUGAACAAAGCACAUGUUUUGAAAACUUUCCAGAGGAUACAUGGAAAACUUAUCUGUCAAGAAUAGUUAUCUUCAUUGAAAUUGUAGGAUUUUUUAUUCCACUGAUCUUGAAUGUGACCUGCUCUACAAUAGUUUUAAGGACAUUGAAAAAACCAGUUACAUUAAGUCGGAACAAAAUAAGCAAAAACAAAGUACUUAGAAUGAUUUUUGUCCAUUUGGUGAUUUUCUGUUUCUGUUUUGUGCCAUAUAAUAUUACACUGAUACUUUAUUCUCUUAUGAGAACACAGACAUGGAUUAACUGUUCAUUUGUAACAGCAGUCAGGACUAUGUAUCCUAUCACUCUAUGCAUUGCAGUUUCAAAUUGUUGCUUUGACCCUAUAGUGUACUAUUUUACAUCAGAAAGUAUUCAAAAUUCAAUAAAAAAGAACAGGUCAACUAGAACACGUGAAGUCAGAUUCUCUGAAACUCAAGCUCCUGAAAACUUUAUUCAACACAGCCUUCAGACCUUAAAAUCUAAAAUAUUUGACCAUGAAUCUACAAUAUAGACUGUUUGAAAGCAUACUGGGACUAAACUGGAAUAAAAACUUACACAUUUCUUCAGCUGUAAAAAUAUUUACUUGUAUACUUCCUGCACCUCAGAAAAAAGGAUAUAUAAUGAUGACAAUUUAAAUGUCACUUGUAUACAUUUUAAACAUGAUACUCUGUAGAAAAACAUAAUUACUGUAAAAAUGACACACUUUUCAAACCUCCUUACCAACUGUAGUUCCUCCUGUAUCUCUUUACAUUUGAAGCUAUUUUUUUUUUGUGUUUUGGCAUCAGCUUAAGAUAGUCAAUGAGGUCCAGGGCUGGAUAAUUAUUCAGCAAAUCAUAGGAGAUGAAAACCAGAUUUUCACAAAUAGAUCAUAGCAAUUUUAACAAAAGAAAAACAAAAUUGGGAAGCCAUGGCUAUUCUGAAGUUUGUCACAAUGGCAACUGUGAGGAUGCAAUUCAUUUGUUCACAUUUCUGACUUCCUUAAUGGCUAUGGUCUGCAAUGUAUGGAUCACAUUAUUGCAAAUGUACUGGCAGUUUCAUGGUUUUUUCUACCCUUUUAUAUAUCCCCCCUUUCUCUGCUUGCUUACAAAAGUUAACAAUUCCUUUUUAAAACCAAUUAUGUGUACAGUAGGACUUAUGAGGAUGCAGGUUAUUUAAACUACAACUGUUUGUAACAUCUUAAUGUCAGAAACCUCUCCCCUGCACACACAAAUAUGGUUAAAAACCAAGCACCAAAAGAUCUAGUGUCUUACAGGAUCCCAAAAUCCAAGUAAUUUAAUACAUUUAACUUUUUGGUAGUUCAGGGAAUUGGAAUGCAAGUCAGGAAAUUUGCACCUCUGCAUUCUACAAUUAUGGGAAUUUUUUUUUAUAUAUAUAUAUUUUUAUAUAUACGCACACACUUUGGCUCCUCUGUCCAGAGAGUAGAAAAUUUAAUGCUCUUCUUCAUUAAAAUCUUUGAGACCUAUUGACUGAAAUCAUUUUGUAAAUUGCAAGUAGUCUUUUAAUAGACUUUUCUUUUUAUAAAAAACAGUUCCUAAGAAACUAUAGCAAAUAAAACUAAACCCCUUUGAAUAAACCCUGUUUGAGUUGUAUAAUUUAACUUCAAAGUACUUCUUUGUUACUAAAGAAAAAGUCUUUUGUUAAUGAGCAUUCUUCUCAUGAAUACAUGGACCCUGUAUGAAAAAUUAAAUAUUUUGCCAAAAAUCCCCAGAAAUUGUAGUUAGCCACUUAUUCUUGUAUCUUCUCAUAAACGUUUGCAUCAGAGAAUUAUUUUGAUUUUAAACAUUAGUUUGGAAAAACCUUAAACUUAGUUUUACAUUCAGGUUUUUUUUAUACAUCUAGAAAGAACAAAAAUACAUUAUUUGAGGUGCCUGAAUGUUGGAGCAAAAAAUGCAGGGGAGGCUUUCAAGUUAAGGUUUAAAAUGAACCAAGGUUAUUAUCCAUCAUUUAUCUAUACAAAUAAAUAAAAAAUAUAAAUAGAAACAGAGUUUAAAAAUGUCCCACAGUUCAUGAAUUCCUCAGCUGAGGAAGUACUGUGCAUCUUAUUCAGAACUUAUUUAACUUUACUGAAAAAUAAAUUUAAAAAGUCAAAGGAAAUGUGAAGUGAUAUUUGCUCCCCUUAAGGAUAAAAGUAAAGAACAAAAAAAAGCAAAAAAGCUGAAGUUGUACUUGCCAUCUGAAUUUGUGCAUUUAGCUGAGUUUUUGAUCACUUAAACACGUAUAAAUCUGGGCAAUUAGAGAAAGGAUGAUUGCACAUUAAAAAGUGGCGUACCAUACUUGUAAUUCAGUAUCUAAGCACACUAACUGGGCAUACCCCUCUGGGAAAAAUGUUGUCAGUCUAAUUUCACCAGAGUCCAAAAUGCAUUAUGACUACUGUCACUGAAAAAAUAUAGUUGGGCCCCUGAAGGAGUUUACCAGAAUUUGAUUCAGAAUGACUCUUGCAUUUAAUCCUAAUAAUAUCUUUAUUUUUUAUAAAGUGCGCUACACAAUUUUAAUACGCCACAGUGGUACCAAAAGGAAAAUCCAAUGUUCCAAAACAUAAUUACCUACUACAAAAGACAGCAUAAAGUGAACUAGAUAAUUGACAAAGCUCCACUAUGUUAGAAGUUCUUGAAUAUUUUCUCAAAUGUAUAGUUUGCACCUAUUCUAGAGUGAAUUUACAAACUAGAAUUAAGAUAUGAACUUAAAGAAUUAUGUUAAAAUAAAAAAAAUAUGAAUCCUGUAACAGGUUAAAAACUGUUAAUUCAUUAUUAAAACUAAUAGUGCCUAAAAGCACAGUAAACCAUACAGUAUUCUGCAAAACAUCUUAAAACUUGAGUUUAACACUAGCAUCGCAUGCAUCCAUGCAACAGUGAAGGCUAUGAAAUUCUCUCUACCUGGUAUUUCUGACAUCAUCUUUUUGGUUAUAACUUGGCUUGAGAAUUUUUUUUAAUCCUGCUAUUUAUAGGACUAUGUUUAACAAUUGUACAUACCUAGCCUUCAAAAGAACUAUAUAUUUGCCAGCGACUAUACUAAAACCAGUAAUAUAUCACAUUUUACUGUUCAAAGAGCUCCUUAACCCAAUGUAAUACUAGCACGUAUAAAAUAGAAACAUUAAGUCGUAAAGUGAUAUUUUAAAUACUAAAAAAGUUAUGUUUAAUCAAGAGCACUGAUUAAAUGUUGAUUUCACUUUAA